CGCUGAACUCAGAGGCGCUCAGAGGAAGCACCGCGUUGAACUCAGAGGCGCUCAGAGAACGCACCGCGCUGAACUCAAAGGCGCAUACACCCAGCGCUCUACAAUAAACAACAUUCACAUAACGCUCACUAAGAACCCCUCAAAAUGCCGAUUUCAAACAGUUCUACGUCCUCGACGAAGACCAUUCGCCGGGCCGCGUCGGAGAUGGAGCGGUCCGACUCUGUGACGUCCCCGCGGUUCAUCGGCCGGCGGCAGAGCCUGAUCGAGGACGCGCGCAAAGGGCGUGAGGCGGCGGCCGCUGCGGCAGAGGCGAAGGACGUGAGCGAGCUGAUCGUGUUCGAGGAGGAGAACGGCAAGGCGCUGCUGAACGUGUUCUUCACACUGAGGUCCUCCAAGAUCCCCGCCCUGUCGCGCUCCCUCAAGGUGUUCGAGACGUUUGAGGCUAAGAUCCACCACCUGGAGACCCGGCAGAGCGGGAAGGCGAACCGCGACCAGCAAGAGGCGCUGGAGUACUUUGUCCGCUGCGAACUGCACCUCUCCGACGUGGGAACGCUCAUCAGCUCCAUCAAGAGGAUCGCUGAAGACGUCAGAACCACCAAAGAAGUAAAAGUUCACUGGUUUCCAAAGCAAAUAGCAGAGUUGGACAAAUGUCAUCACCUGGUGAACAAAUUUGAUCCCGACUUGGAUCAAGACCAUCCUGGCUUCUCUGACCCUGUGUACAGACAGAGGAGGAAGAUGAUUGGGGAAAUCGCCUUCAGAUACAGGCACGGUAGCGUGAUACCCAGGGUCGACUACACAGAGGAGGAGAUCGGGACCUGGCGGGAGGUGUACGUGACCCUGAGGGAGCUGUACAACAGCCACGCCUGCAGUGAGCACCUAGAGGCCUUCCAGCUGCUGGAGAAACACUGCGGCUACAGCCCAGACAACAUCCCCCAGCUGGAAGACGUGUCCCGCUUCCUCAGAGAGCGUACGGGGUUCCUGGUUCGACCAGUGGCUGGUUUGUUGUCGGCCAGAGACUUCCUGACCAGUCUGGCGUUCAGAGUGUUCCAGUGCACCCAGUACAUCCGCCACUCCUCCUCUCCCAUGCACUCCCCUGAACCGGACUGCAUACAUGAGCUUCUGGGUCACAUCCCCAUGCUGGCUGGCAGGACUUUUGCCCAGUUCUCCCAGAACAUCGGUCUGGCCUCACUGGGGGCGUCGGAUGAGGACAUAGAGAAGCUGUCCACACUGUACUGGUUCACCGUGGAAUUCGGCCUGUGUAAACAGAACGGAGAGAUUAAAGCGUACGGCGCCGGACUCCUGUCUUCCUACGGAGAGCUAGUGCACUCCCUGUCGGAGGACCCCGAGAGGAGGGUGUUCGAACCGGACGCCGCCUCGGUGGAGCCCUACCAGGACCAGAACUACCAGUCUGUCUACUUUGUCUCUGAAAGCUUUCUAGACGCCAAAGAGAAGCUCAGGGCGUACGUGGCGGGCAUCAAGCGGCCCUUCUCUGUGCGCUAUGACCCCUACACCAGCAGCGUGGAGGUGCUCGACAACCCGCUGAAGAUCCGGGGAGGUCUGGACUCCGUGAAGGACGACCUGAAGAUCCUGACAGACGCCCUGAGUGUGUUGCCCUGAUGUCCGCGCACACACACACGUCAGACACACCAACCUACCCUACACAAAUGCAUGAGCCAUACAGCACACA
Gadus chalcogrammus (walleye pollock) is the source of this 1687-nucleotide messenger RNA. It is a transcript of the gene th, whose product is annotated as tyrosine hydroxylase. Gene Ontology annotation, biological process: dopamine biosynthetic process from tyrosine. Lineage: Eukaryota; Metazoa; Chordata; Actinopteri; Gadiformes; Gadidae. Bases 145 to 1617 code for a protein of 490 amino acids. The record is from RefSeq and is a predicted model, not a curated record. Gene Ontology annotation, cellular component: cytoplasm; axon; perikaryon. The transcript is spliced from 13 exons. Gene Ontology annotation, molecular function: iron ion binding; tyrosine 3-monooxygenase activity.